AUGAGAAGGGAACUUCUGGUUCUUGCCAAAAAAAAACAUGCAUUUGGGUUGUCUCCCACGAUUUCCUUAGGAUUCCAACGGAACUCUAGGCCAUCGUCUAAGGAGUUAUUUCCCGACUUAUCAAGCGGAUUUUCACCCCGUUUGUGGCGUCUUCCAUUGUACCAAGGUUCUUUCCUCACGUCAAGCAUAGGGUUGCGGUCUUAUACCAACGUUCUUGUUUGCAUUGAUCAUUGGGUCAAGGUUUACCUCCAUCCAUCCAUUUUACCACAGAUACAUGAGAAGGCACAACUGAAUAUUGAAAAAAGAACAAAGCAAUAUGAAAAACAUGCCAACAAGGGGCGACACAAAAUGAUCUUUGAACCUGAAGAUUGGGUUUGGUUACACUUGAGAAAGGAAAGAUUUCCAGAACAAAGGCAUUCCAAACUACUUCCAAGAGGAGAUGGUCCUUUCCAAGUAGUUGAGUGUAUCAACAACAAUGCUUACAAGCUGGAUCUACCAGGAGGAGGGGAAUGAUGCAAAUGAUAGCAUGGAUGGCAAUGGCACGACUUCAAGUGAAGAUUUAAUUCAAGUUCCAUGUGGGCCAAUUACUAGAUGCCGUAAAACGAGGGUGAAAGAAGCUCUUAAUGGAUUAUUUCAGGAGGCUUGGACUCAAGCCAAUUCAUGGGGAACUAAGGAGAAAGAGCCACAAGGAUUUAUCAACUUAUUC
Molecule: messenger RNA, 706 nt
Organism: Phalaenopsis equestris
Lineage: Eukaryota; Viridiplantae; Streptophyta; Magnoliopsida; Asparagales; Orchidaceae
Exons: 3
Coding region: 1-513 (170 amino acids)
Source: RefSeq, a predicted model, not a curated record